UCCAGAGUCCAGAGUCGUGACAGGUAAUUAAUGCACGGCGUAUCAGCACCGAAUGGUCUACAGCAGCGACACCCACUCGAAGACCAAGAACGGGGUAAUCCUCUGUGUUACUGGCAUGUACAUUGUUACCAGCGUCGCUUUCCCAGACCCCUUGCCGUGCUAAAGGCUGGCAUUUGGAUUAGCACCUGGAUUACCUCUCACCACAGCUCCUAUCCGCCAUCUGCACUUCUCUAUAAAGACGAGGACACCAAGCAAGAAUCUUCCUUCCAAGCACUCUUAUCCUUUUGUACCAACAUCGAACGCUGCGUCUCGCCCUUCUUCAAGAAGCCAUCCUUCUAAUCAUCGCUAGUCGUUUCCAUAAUGCAGGAGUCUGUCAUACAAUGGCCACUUGGCUUAGACAUCAAGGAUGUGGCAGGCGCAGGCGUUACGGCAAUUGUCGCGCGCCUUGAUGCUGUUGUCAAGUUCUUUGGACCGUCGGAGUCGCGCUUCUUCGAACGGGAGAAGCUCGUCUACCAGCGUCUUGGCCGCGACCACGGUGGCAUCAUUCGAUAUUAUGGCUUUUUGGAGAAUUCCCUAAUCUUGCAGUUUGCGAGCCAAAAAUCCAUUAGGCAAUAUUUUACAAAGCAGAAACAGGUCCCACUCUCUGUUAAGAUUCGCUGGGUUGAACAACUUUUCGAUGCUGUUCGGUUCAUCCAUUCAAGAGGCGUGCUCCAUGGCGAUAUAUCGUGCAACAAUGUUUUCCUCAAUGACAAUCUCGAUGUGAAGCUUGGUGAUUUUGCCGGCUCAUCUAUUGACGACCUUCCACCACUGAUCUGUUAUGAGACCACUCACGAACUUCCUGACGAAGACAUUUCAACGAGAACUGAACUCUUUGCUCUCGGGUCUACUGUUUAUGAAAUCAUGACUGGCUCAAAACCAUACCGAGAUCUACCUGAUCACGAGGUAUAUGCUGCUUUCUCCGAGUGUUGCUACCCUGAUCUCGAAUCUAUCUCCGCAUUCAGGAAUACGAUUAUGAAAUGUUGGAGGCAGGAUUAUGCGACCGUAGAAGAAGCCCUUCGAGAUAUAAAGCUAGAAGUCGCCACCAUGAAAGAGCUAUAAAUAUUGCGUUUCUACACUCUUCUCCGCCAUCAAACAGUUUUAUUUCCUUUCCUCCUAACCGCUGUUACUUUAGUUCCAUUUGUAGGCUGGAUAAGGCGCUGGAGGUCACUUUACUGAACAGUGACAGCAGAAUCUAUGGCCAACGGCUUCCCUCAGCUUACCGAGCAGGGUAGAGGUGGGCACAACUUGGGAGUCGCGCAUUCGGCUCUUAAAAAGGGCUUAGAGUGGUAGCGUCUUCCGCAUCACGAGUCUCCUAAAAUUCUAUGAAACUUGGUACCUCUCUCUUCUCGCCGCCGCUCUGAACGCCUGAACAGUAUUAAUUCGAAUUCGAGCUGCGAUCUAAAUCUACGAUGGAUCACGGGAUUAUUGGCCAAUAGCUAUUCAGAAACUAUCUUCUAAAUAUAGUAUUAUUUAAAGAAGAUAGAGAAGGUAUACUUAUCAAGUAUUUUAAGAUUAAAGACUA
This is a messenger RNA of Pseudovirgaria hyperparasitica, 1561 nucleotides long. Its product is annotated as spindle assembly checkpoint kinase. Gene Ontology annotation, molecular function: ATP binding; protein serine/threonine kinase activity. The transcript has 3 exons. The coding region runs from base 361 to 1098 and encodes 245 amino acids. Gene Ontology annotation, biological process: protein phosphorylation. Gene Ontology annotation, cellular component: cytoplasm. NCBI's taxonomy places the organism in Eukaryota, Fungi, Ascomycota, Dothideomycetes, Acrospermales, Acrospermaceae. The record is from RefSeq and is a predicted model, not a curated record.